Selaginella moellendorffii is the source of this 1312-nucleotide messenger RNA. RefSeq lists its product as uncharacterized. The record is from RefSeq and is a predicted model, not a curated record. Bases 133 to 921 code for a protein of 262 amino acids. Lineage: Eukaryota; Viridiplantae; Streptophyta; Lycopodiopsida; Selaginellales; Selaginellaceae. The transcript is spliced from 3 exons.
AUUCGAUCGACGGCUGCUCUCGCGAGGAAGCUGGUAGGCCGUGCAUGACACGAAGACGUGCUUGCUCGAUUGUCCGCGAACGCUUGGAUCAUCACAAGGCCGGCAGCUUGCGCUUUCUCCAAACGCCCGCUCAUGUCCGGGAUACCACGAAUCAAACACCUUCUUGACCAACGCAUCAUGGGCGCAUCCAUCGAUGAUCGUGUUCCAGGAGACGAAGUUCCUGGCCGGCAUCCGGAAGAACAUCGCCUGCACUACCUGGAGAUUCCCAUUCUGGGCAUAUGCAGUGAUCAUCACGUUCCAGGUGACGGGAUCUCCCUCCCGCAUCGCCCAGAACAUCGCUCUGGAGUCCUCUUCCUUGCCAUCCUUCGCCAGCGCCAGGAGGAUUGCAGUGGAUUUGAGGAAAGUCCAGCGCGGAAGGAGAUCAAAGACACGCCUUGCGUGCUCAAGAUCCCCGAUCUUAACAAAUGCGCCGAUGAGGCAACUCCACGCCACGGAAUCUCUGCCGCCGGGGAUGCGAUCGAAGAGAUUGUUGGCGUCCCAGGGCCUGCCGUUGUGCGCGUAGACGGUGAGCAUCGUGAUCCAGGAGAACCUGCUCUUGCUGUGAUCGUCCAUGCCGUCCAAGAUCUCCCGCGCCUCGCCGACGCUGCCGCAUUCGCCAUACAUGUAGAGCAGCGCAUUGCAGAGGAAGAUGUCGGUGGAGAGGCCAUGGCUCCAGAUCUGGGCGUGCACGGGUGCAAGAACGCACUAGCUGGACGAAUUCUUGGUCCUCAAUCGAGCUCUUGCGAUCAAUCGGCAGGACAGGCGCUGGCAUUGCCGCAUUCUUCAUUUUUAACGUUUGGCUAUGGAGGAAAAUUGACGCCCACCGUCGAGGGAGAAAGUAAGCCUUCUGGCAGGUUUCUCCAGGGAUUGUGCGAGCAUUAGAGCGAUGGAAUCCAGCCACUGGCGGUGUCGAGCAUCUUAAGGUGAGGAUUUUCGUGUUCUAGAGCAGGGAUUAGACCUCUUCUCAAGGAAAUCGUAGGAGAACCUCUAGUGUAAGCAAUGGUGAGCAGCAAUCAAACUCAACGGGCUGUGGCUCGCCCGUUAACUCGAUCCAGCCGUUGGCAGCGGUCGGAUUGAGUCAGGUUCUGAUGGCUCUACGUUCUUCAGUGAUAUUAGAAGCCAUGAAUAAGUGGCGUUGCCUUUGAGAGAAUAUCUAGACAUUGUUUUGUCACCUGGAGAGCACAACGAUCACUUUUAUCUGGCACAGGUUCCUAUACGCGUGAAAGGCUCAACCGAGAAACCUCAGCUCGCUUCUCUGGAAUCCGAAAUCUCC